UACUACUUUUCAUUUUGAAGAUUACUUCUGGCCAUUCUACUUUCACUUUAUAGAGUUCGUCUAUUGUUCUGACUUAAAUGUCACUUUAAACAGACAAAAUGACCCUGAAAUACUCAAUAGAACCUGGUGGCUACUGUAAACCAUAUAGCCGAACAAAGCUCUUCAAAGAAAUAUUUGAAUUUGGAACAUGUGGUGAAAUUCAUGCAGUAUGGUUGAGUGCUGCACAUUUGUUUGUUACAUUACAUGAAGGCAAGCAACUCUACACAUUUGACUGCAAAACAGUGGAGAAUAUUCAGGAUUCAGAGUUUUCAGGAUGUUUAGAUAUUUCUGAUGAAUGCCCAAUUCAACAAGUUUUAUUAAAGUCACCACAGACAGCUAUUAUAAUUUUCCAAAAUGGUGUGACACAGUUUUGGAAUUAUAAAGCAGAUCUUGUAUGGAAACAGCAAACUACACAUCGGUUGUGUCAAGGUAACCUAGCAACUGUAGUUGACGUCUGCUACAAUGUAUCCCAGAAUGCCUUGUAUUGGUGUCAGAGGCAAGAAUCUGAAAUUGAUGGAAAAAUAACAUACUCUAUUUACAAAAGAGUGAUUAUUGAAGGUGACCCAGAAGUAAAGUCAGAAAUAAUGAAGCUCGGACCGGCUUCUCCCAUCAUCAAGGGCUGCAUGAAGUGUACAGUAUACCCUGCAGAGCAUGGUGCUGUCUUUGUGUCCGAGUCUGAUGCAACACAAUCAUUGUUUGUUGUUAAGGUGUCUACAACAACAGGUCAGGUGGAUAUUUUAGUGGAACAAGACUGGAUAAAUGUGAGAGAUGUGAAUGUUCACACUCCAGUGCAGUUCAGUAAAAUAGUCAUGAAAAGUUUACAGCAUUUAAAUAAAAUGAAGAGCUUGUCUAUUAAGAAAACCUUAUACAUACCUCAAACGCAGACCCUUCAUAUGUUGUUCAGUUCUGGAAAAAUGCGUUCUGUGAUACUAUCUUUAGGAAUUAUUGCUGCUGAGUUUAACUAA
Ruditapes philippinarum (Manila clam) is the source of this 1004-nucleotide messenger RNA. RefSeq lists its product as uncharacterized. Bases 99 to 1004 code for a protein of 301 amino acids. Gene Ontology annotation, biological process: melanocyte differentiation; organelle organization; lysosome localization. The record is from RefSeq and is a predicted model, not a curated record. Gene Ontology annotation, cellular component: lysosomal membrane; BLOC-2 complex. The transcript has 8 exons. NCBI's taxonomy places the organism in Eukaryota, Metazoa, Mollusca, Bivalvia, Venerida, Veneridae.